Molecule: messenger RNA, 3180 nt
Organism: Ylistrum balloti
Lineage: Eukaryota; Metazoa; Mollusca; Bivalvia; Pectinida; Pectinidae
Exons: 8
Coding region: 1-3180 (1059 amino acids)
Source: RefSeq, a predicted model, not a curated record
AUGGGAUCAGGAAGCAGCUCAGCGACAAAAGCAGAGCAGCGCCCCGCCACCUCCCCAAAUGUAGGCAAGACGGCACUAAACGGCUCGGCUGCAGCCCCAACCGUAGCUCGCACGCCUCGGUCUGCUAUGCCCGCUGCGAAUCGGGACGAGGAGGAUCAGAAGGGGUCAAGGACAGCAGCCGCUGGUAAAGAUGAUGAUCACACAAAGAAAACUAAGUUACCUCCCCCUUUGCCAUCCACGAAGACCAAGGAUGAGUUGUACUUGAUUGAGGAUUAUAGUUAUGUCGAGGACUUCGUGCUUAAUGCACCAACUAGUUUGCUGAUUGGCACAUUCAAGGAGCUCAUCAAAUACCUUACAUCUAAUGAGAAAUGGGACGAUGUCGCCAAAGCCAGAGCAAUCUUUCGAUGGGUGACGUCAAUAAAUGUGUUUGAGCUUGUGGUAGAGGAUGAACCUCCGGUACAUUCUCCACUCGAAUACUUUCUCAAGAUCCAGAAUAAUCUGGGAAACCAUGCUCAUCUUGUUUCCGGUCUCUGUCAAAUGGCGGGAAUUCCUUGUGUGAUAAUAAGUGGCAUGAACAAAAGCGCGGCUUUUGAAGUCGGCGGAAAAGUAGAUCGAAAAAGCAUGGGGGCUCAGUGGAAUGCUGUCUUUGUAAAAGGGGAAUGGCGAUUCAUAGAUGCCUUCUGGGCCUCUGCUUGUGUAGUAGGCAAGAAGUCUGGGGAAUGGACGCUGAUAGACUCGGAUGGAAACAUAACUCAGGACGAAGAUCAGACGUCGGAUGGGGAAACACAACACCGUAUCAACGAAUUUUACUUCUUACCCAACCCAGACCAGUUCAUAUGGACACAUUUUCCGGAUGAAUCGCAGUGGCAGUUGUUGGAAAAACAAGUUACGCUGAAGGAAUUUGAAUCUCAUGUGUACAUUAGAGAACGGUUCUACUAUCUUGGAAUGUCUUUCAGCAAAGAGAGUGAGCAGCAGUGCUUACUAACUGCAAAUGAUGGGGCUGUUGUAUUAUCAUUCAAUUUACCCUUCCGUGAUAGCGAGCACUUCCGGUACAAGUAUAUGUUGUACCAAGCCAGAUCAGGCGGUGGUGACCAGAAUUCGGAUAUGGUGUUGGACAGAUUUGUAAUGUAUGAACAUACAGCCGAAAAUCUUCGAUUUGCAUUACGUUUUCCGAUGAAAGGAAAGUUCAAAAUGGACAUUUUCGGACUGGAUGUUCGUGACUCAGACAUUUUUGACCUAACGUGUACAUAUGUGAUCAAUUGUUCAACUCCACAAAAGAACUGCCAACCUCUUCCUGACUGCCCCGCAAUUGGUUGGGGUCCAGGAGCUGACGCAAAGAAGGCGGGACUGACAGCAAAGACUCACGAAGGUGCCGUGAUCACAACGGAAGACGGCGUAGUGGAUAUCAAAUUGGGAUCGCACAAAGAUGUACAGUUACACCAGCUCCUUAAAAACACAGUGGUUGACGAGGCAACGUUAAGUAAGUAUGCUCUGGUUCGAGAAGAGAAUGGCGAAUUCAUAGUCAGCGUUCGUCUACCACAGACAGGCGAGUAUGCUAUGAAACUAUACUGUAGUGACGAAGGCGAGGAAGGUGACGCGGAAAACGUCCUUAAUUAUCUCAUACAAAGUCUAAGCAAUGACAUUAAUAAUAAACCUUUUCCAAACGUCAUUGACGGAAGACUGGGGAAGAAACCAUUGGCAGACAUUAUGGGGGUGAAGGCGAUGAGUCAUACUGACUCCAAGAUUGAUUCAAAAGAUGGAAAGUUGAAAAUGAAUUUUAUUGCCAAGAACAAUUUGGAUCUUCUAUGUGAGCUCCAUACAAUUGACACUGAAGCAGCGAAACAUAUGAGCAUGGUUGUACGGGAAGUAAAUGGCAAAUGGACGUUUGACUGCGACUUACCGGUCGCUGGGGAGUAUUCUAUAAAUGUGUUCGCCAGAGUGAAGAAUGGAGGGCCGAGGGUAUACAAUACUCACAGCUAUCUGAUAACAUCUGUCGGACAUAUAGCAGGCCAGGAAAAAGGAGACGACUCUAAGAGUGUGUCGAGUGACACCGAAGAGAACAAAAUCAUCACGGAGACAGUUCAAACAUCAGAUAGCGAGGUCCUGAUACCUAUUCCCCAUGGGUACGACGAGGUCUUGGCAUCGUAUCAACGACGGCAUGCAAAUGACCUUCCAAACGAAGACGAACUCAAGGUUGUAAAACAGGACUUGAUGAAGUUCUUCAGUGCGAAAAUGUUCGAAUACGGCGAGUACUUACUAGAUCUAUACCAAAGAGAAUCUGGUAGUAGAAUUAUCAGACAUAUAGCUAAGUAUCAGGUGGACAGGAAACCGGCUUCAGAGUUGUUUGAAGACAACGCAAAACUGCUAAUGUCUAAUCUUGGUAUGGUACCAGAAGAGGACACAGCCUCGUAUGGCGAAACAGACGAGGAAAAAAACAGACGGACAGCCAAGAAGAUGAUACAAAGAGCUAUGGAAUUAAAGGAUAUCGAGUUGUUAUCACGUGGUCUAUUCGCAUAUGAAUCUACAGAGCCUCCGGACAUGGACAAGGACCCCUUCAUCAGAAAGGCCAAGAGACUACUGGAACUUUUGCAAGCCAAACAGGAACUGAACAGUGCCUCGUCCAAGAGGGAUCUUAAAGCUCUCGAAAGUGCUAUAGAACGUGCCAAGGAAGCAAAUUAUGACCAUCUGCUCGACCUCCAAAUUGCAAUGGCUUCACGUCUUAAGGAUCAGUUAUUAAGAAUAGAAAAACUACGCCACUCGGUGCUUAAUAUGGACCAGAAAGCUGUCUCUGAGAUCAGAACGUAUGCCAAUCCUCCAGACGGUGUACAUCAGUCCCUCAUGGCGACAUUCUUACUGCUCGGGCAUCCUAGGAAAGACGUGAAAAUCUGGAAGAAUUGCCAGGCGAUCCUGGGUAAAACCGGCAAGGAGUCGGUGAUGAGGAAGAUAUCGCAGUUUGAUCCAAAGGACUGUUUUCUUGAUGUGGCUCUUGCAGCACGAAAAGUCUUAGAACCUUACACUUUGGAGGUAAUUCGUGACGUCAGCGCUGGAGCUGCCACUUUUUAUGUAUGGUCGAAAGGAAUGAUUGAUGUGGUCGAGAACACGGGAGGGGCGCAGGCCAAGGAUGGAAUGGCUGGGGGCGGGUCAAAGAACACAAAGUCAGUAGCGAAAAAGAAGCGAUAG